AUGUAUAAUUCAGGAUCGUCAAAGGGAGAAAUUGAAAUCCCCACUCCAAUUGGAAAAAGCAACUCACAAUUGCCAUCAGAAAGUGAUAAUUCUGAUUUACAAAGAGAUUCAAAUUCAAAAAAUGAAAAAGAGGAUUCACCUGAAAAACCAAUUUCUGAAUUUGCUAUUAAACCAAAAAAAUACAGGAAGAUUAUUUAAGCUUUAGACAUCAUAGGAAUGCUUGGAUUAUUAAUUUAUUGCAUAUUAAUACAGUCUUAUUACUCAACCAUUUAUUUGAUCUGUUUACUCUUAAUUUUAAAUUACUCCUAUAUUAGUAGCUAUAAAGGAGUUUAGGUUAAAGAUGGGAGACUUUAUCCAUUAGCAGAAUUCGCUGCAUAAUAAGAAUAGUUUCAUAAUACAAACUAGAACUAGGAGCAAUCUGAAAAUAACUUUAUAACUCAAUAUUGGUUGGUUCUUAAUGAUGUAAAGAAGUUCUUUUGGUAUGUUUUUGUUAUAGUUUCCGCAAUCUCUUUGGUUGUUAAGCUCACCUUAUACCCUAUAGCUAAAAAUGGAGGUUAUGCAAUGAUGUCAAUUGAAAACUUCAGAGGACUGGAAGUCUAUUUCACACUAAUAAAUGGUAAAAUCACUGUGUCUUCAUCUGAACAGGGCUUAGCAUUUGCACCAAACUGCAUAAUGUUAGCUUUGGCUAUAGUUAUAUUAAUUUUCAGAAAUGUCGAAUUGAAAUAAGAAUUCUAUGAAUUAUCAGAUAGUCCUAUAUUGACCAAAUUUUUUAUUCUGAUUAUGUUACUUAGUUUGAUCAUCCUAACUUGCUGUACCAAAUCUCUAAUAGGUCUUAUCAUGUGGGGGUUUUAAUUGGUGUUGCUGUUGAGAAUGUAUAACAAUCAUUUAGUAGAUAAACAAUAUUUUAUAAUUUUGAAGAUAGUAAUUAUGGUAAUAUUAGUUGUUAUGUAUUUCAUCAGCACACCAAUAUAGAAGGUUAUCCUUUAAAAUAGCAGAGCAGCAUCCUUCACUUUAUAAUUUACUGGGUUCUAAUUAUUUGGCUACUUUUCAAAUUAUGAAUCCCAAGCCAUCCUAUUCAUUAUCUUCUCUAUUAUUGUAAUCAAUAUGCUCUGCUUAGUAAGUGAGAAGAUAAAAACACAGAAUAUCAAAAAUCAAUUUAAUUACACUGUAACAGAGAUCUCCUAAUAAUACAAAGACUUUAAAUAGUUUUAAGAAUUCAUUAAAAUUUAGAUGGGUAACAUCUCCGUAGAUUUCAAUGAUUCCCCUCAAGGGAGAAGAAAAACUGGGAACUUGAAUUAAUAGGAAGAAGAUUCUAAAGAUAUUGAUUCUGAAGAGAGUAAGGAGAUCUCAGAUGAAGACAUUGAAGAGUAGGAGCAGCGUGAAUCAAAAGAAAGUCCUAAAAUCGACAGAAUCUUUCAAAAUCAAUAUGAAUCUUCUGCAACCUAUUUUCAUAAAAUUGAGAAAGCAUGGUAUGAAUAAUUGGAAACUAUUAAAACUACCAUAGAUAAACCAUUGAUUUCUUUGAUUAUUUUACAAAUAUUGUCCUUAAGUAUAGUCAUACUCCAAUAGACAUAUUUUUCAAUUUUAUUAGUAUGUUGGCUUAUUUUAACAGGGUUUACAUUAAACUUUAAAAUAAUUCGCCUGGCUACAAUAUUUUGUAAUAUUCCUUCAUUAUUGAUCAAUUUUUUUACUUUCUAUUACAGCAAUAUAACAGGAUUGGAUAGACCUGAUAAUUUCUAUUAAUUUUGUCCUUCAAGUUAAUACAAAGGUGUAGAUGAUUUACCAACAACAGUCUGUUAAAAACUUGGAUUCUUUUAUUAGGAAAGUUCAGUCGUUAAUUCAAUUUUGAUGAAUUGUACUUUGUGUUUAUUUUUUUUGUUCAUCAAAUAAAUAGAGGAGUAGGAGGAAAGAGAAAAAUAAAUACAAACUUAACCUAACGAAAUUGAAGGAAAGACUAAAUGGUUUAACAUUUUUUUGGCAUUUUAUUUUAGAAUUGGCUUUUUUAUGGUGAUUAUAUUGCUCUAUUGGGUUGGCUUCAAUGAAAUUAAUAUAAUUUAGUUUAUAAUGAUUUUCCUUCUGAUAAUAUUCAUUGUUAAUUAAUCCAAUAAAUGUGAAUACAAAGGGAAGAAAGUUCCUUUUCAAUAAAAAUAUUGGAUAAUUCUUUUGGUUUACAUGAGUGUCCUCACUUUCGUUAAAUAUGUAUACACUUUAUUUGGGGUUUAUUCAAAUUAUUUUGUUGUUUAAGUUUUAGGACUUAACAUGCUGAAUCAUUAAUUAGUAUUGAAUUGGCUUUUAUUUUAUCUAACCAUCAUUUAAUAUUAUGGAUAUAAUACUACUUUGUAUGAUCAAUAUUCAAAUAGAUUAAUUGCCACCAUCUCAUAAGUUGAGAGUGUGAAAGAAACUGCACCCAAUUUUAGAUAUCAUUUUGGAAUUUUAGAAACAUUAUAUGGCCAUUCAUUGAUAUGGACAGCUUAUGUAAUUAAUAUAUGCUUUUUGCUAUUCACUCCUUACAGUUAUCUCAAUAAUGUAUUAUUAUUGUAUAUAGGUAUUGUUUUCUUAUAUCAUGUUAAAUCAAUAAAUUCUUAGAUUAAUUACAUAAAACUAAGAUUGAUGUGGUAUAUAUACAUGUAAUUAUUGCUGCUUGCCUUUUCAUAUAGAUAUCUAUUUUCAUUUUUUUGUGUUCCAGACUUAAAGGAUAAAUCAGAAGGAUUUUAAACAUUUUAUGAGAACCUCUAAUUAUAUUAUUAGGAAGUUGGUCUAUAUGCCUACUCUACAGAUAAUUUAAGAAUGGAAUAUUUGGCAGACACUUUAAACAUUUUGUUUGGUGCCUUUGCAUUGAAUUAAUUAUCAAAAUUCAAGAAAUUGUAAAUGAAAUAACAAAAUUAAAAUUUAAAUGAAUCGAAUACAUAAAAUGUUCUGGAUUUAAGAAUAUUAGAUUAGUAGAAGUGGCUUAAGUCAAUUUUGAUUGGAAUAGCUCAUAUUAAUACUGAUAUAAUUACAAUUUAUAUUCAGCAUUCAUAUUGUUGUCUUUGUAUUUAAGUUAUUUUUAUCGUGUUCACAAUACAAUAUUAGAUGUUCUCGAUGAGUAAUAAAGCUUAACAAAACUACAAAAAUGUAAAACGUUAUAUAGAUUUAGAAAUUUAUCUUCUCAAAUAGUUGUACCUUGAGUUUGCUUCAGAUAUAUCUCAUAUUGAUGAACCCAAGAACAUUAAAAGGUUGAAUGACCAAUUCAAAUUGUUACGCCUAACCACCAGAAUCAAACUCAAAAGAAAAAUUUGGUUGUACUCUUUCUACUUCACUGCCUUUUGUAUCUUACUUUCAUACUUCUCUUAAUUUCUAUCAACUGAGUCAUUUACAGUAAUUGUAGAUCCCCCCUUAUGGGUGGAUUAUACAGUACUUAGUUUUUUCAUUUUUGGAACAUAUUCAAGAUAAUACAUAAUUACAAAUUAGUGUUAUUGUGGUUAUGAAUCAAAUAAUAAUGAUUGCAAUGAGAAUAAUUACGUUCAAACUGAAUCAAAUAUGUGGUAGGUUUCAUGGUUUUAUUUGUUUCUAUUGUUUGUUAAUGUGAUUGAUACUGCUUGCACAAAGAUUCUAGAAGAUGACUUAACAAAAAACAUAGAAAAUCUAUAAGAAACAUAAGAAAUGAAUAAAAUAGAGGAAUCAAGAAUUUAGAAUCAGUCUUAUGAAGAAAGUAAAGAAAUAUUUGAUUAAAAAUACGAUUUUGUCGUUUUUGUCAAAAGUCAUAGUGAAUAUAAUUCAUUUGAUAGAGAAGUAUUAAUUUUGAAUUACUUUAAAAAUAAAAGUAGAUUUGUAAAGAUUUUACUUCAUGAAUCAUUGUUUAAGAUAUUCUAAAGAUUCCUCGUUUUACUCUACUUGUCAAAUACUUUAUUAGUCAAUACCAUAUUUUCAUUAGUCUACUUGAUAAUAUCUGUUAUAUUGUUUUAAAUGAGUGCUACAGUAAAAACCACGAAAAUGUUAAAUUCUGUUGCAAUAUUCUCCAUCCUAUUUUAAUAUUUCCUUUAUCUAUUAAAUUGGACUCCUUCAAUAAAUGAUGUACCUAAAUUGAACUAUUUUGAUUUAACUCCUGAUGAUUUUAAUGUAAUGGCAAAAACAGAUUUAUCUAAUUAUUGGUUGGCCUUUUUAGGUUUUGAAAGUACAGAAAUAAUGGAUUGCGAUUAACUCAAACAAAGUGCAUUUUAAGAUAUGAAAUGUGAGACUAAUGAAUUGCUAAACAUUGUCAUUGUAUUCAAUUGUCUCAUAGUAUCCUUUAUUUAUUUAUAUUUUAUAAUGCUAGAGUGGUUUUGCAAUCAAAUUUAUAAGCAAUCUAUCAAAAUGAAGAACGAAUUUAUAGUGUGCAAAAAGGUCCUAAGUAAUCACAGUGAUAGUCAAAUCAUUAUUACAUAUAAUCUAUGGAGAUAGAAGAAUUAUAGUUUCAGACAUGUCUUGAUACAAACUAUGACAAUGAAUUAUCAUUUGAUUCUCUUUGGAUUUGUGUUGUGGUUAUGUGAAAUGAAUAGAUCAAUUUUUAAUCUUUUGUAAUUACUUAUAGUGAUUGGAUUUUUAUAUGCUGCAGAAUUCCAUUUUAGAUGGCCUUAUGCUUUUUCUCAAAGGAUAAAAAUUAAAGCAUUUUAUCAGGCAAUAUUUACUUUAUCUGCCAUCAUAAUUGCCCUAUUUACCUUAUUGAAAAUCCCAACCUUCUUAGAAUAGUGUGUGAAUGCUCCAACUGUUCGAUUAGAUGUAGGGAAUGGAUUAGAGUUCUAUUGUAUGGAGGCCUUUCAUUUAAAAAUUGAUGGACAGAUCUUCUUAAUCUUCUUCAUUUCAUUGUAUUUUGAUUUAUAAUUAUCCAACCAUGUGAAAAGCACUUAGGAUAAUUAUUAAUCCAAAUUGAAAUUAAGAUCUAGGAUGGUAUCAAGAGGUCUUGCCUACAAUUACAACUAUCAACAAUAUAAAAAAAUAUUAAAAUUGCAAGAGGAGAAGAACCUUCUAAACUAGAUUACAGACACGAUAGAAAGAAAGAUGAUUAUUUGGAAGAAAAGAUUAAGGGAAAUAUAGAUCUAAUCAAUCUAAAAGGAAAAAUCAAUUAAUGUGUAAUAGUAUCCUCAAUUGACUGCCAGUUUUAUGACAGAUCCAGAAGUUUAAAUUCCUUAAGAAUAAUCAUUUUUUAGGAAAAUAUACAUCAAAAUGAUAAUUUGGAUGAGAAACGACAAUCAAUAAAUAAAGUUUAUGCCAUUUCAUAUUUUGAUGGAUUACAUUCUCUAAUAAAAUAAACGACUACAGAGACAUGUCUUUAUCAAACUAGAGAAUCAUCUGAUGAAUGAUACUACAUCCUAUGAAGAUGAGAUGAGAAGUCUUGAGAAAAUAUACAGAAGAUUUUAUCAGGAGAUAUGUAAAAAUAAAGAUAAAUUAAAUGAUGCAGCAUUAGAUAAGGUUAUUUAGAAAGCAAUGAAUAAGUAUAAGAAAUUGUAUAAACCAUAUAAGGGUUAAUAAUAUAAUAAAUAUGUGAACUAAUAUGAAACGAAUUAUAACUUAAGCAAGGAACUUAGAUUCAUUCAUAUCAUAGAUGAGAAGGAGCGUAUAGUUUUAGAAUAAACAAAAUAAAACUAUCCAAUUAAUAAGUUGAUAUAAAUGAAAACGAUGCAUUUAUUUAGCUUGUUUCUGCAAGAUAUAUUUAAAUAUUGUUUGAUUAAAUGGGACACUAUAACCAACAUCAUCAUUAUUUGUUACUAUUUCAAAAACUAUGCACUUUUGGGAAUGGUCUUGCCAAUAGUCAUGUUCGUGUGGGGAUUAAUAGAUGCAAAUACUAAGAUAUUUUGGGUUAUCUCAUAUUCAUUAUACUUUUUCAUUAUUGUAAUGAUAUUUGUAGACUCAAUGUAUGGAGUAUCAUACAGUAAGCCAACUGAACCUAUAUAGUAUAUUCCAUGGUAUUACGUAUUAGAUAAUAGUAACACUUUGGGAUUGUUCUAUGAAAUAUUUGCAGUUUGGUUGAUUACAUUCUAAGUAUUCUUGCAGAAGUCAUUUGGCAUUUUCGAUUACCCUUUCACCUAGAUAGAAAAUAUCUUUCAAGGGUAUAUCAGAUUGAAAUUAAACAAUUUUAAUAAGGAUAUGGUGGAAGAGAUAGUGUAAGAAUCAGAGAUACAGAGAUCGAGAUCUAAGUCAGAAAUAGGUAGAGUUGACAAUCCGGAAAUAGAGAGAAUAGAGUUGGAGAAUUAAUUAUAAGGAAAAUUGUAAUUGGAAAAUUCAGGGUUGGAGAAGGAGCCUGAGAGUGUGAUGUUGAAAAUAGGCAAUGAUUUAGAAAGGAAGAUUGCAGCUAAUCCUGAAAUCUUAGGUGAUAAAUAUAAACCAGGAUUUUUUGAGAAGAUAAUGUCUUAUGAAUAUGCAAGACCAGGAAUAGAUCUUUAUUUAUCUAUCGCUUCCAUUUAAGUAAUCUUAUUUUUGUAUAUGUUGUUCUUUUUCAAUUUCAUGACUGGAGAAUCACAGAAUAUUUAAGGUUACUUAAAAUAUAAUUAAGUGCCUGCUCAAUUAGUAUUAGCAUUGGUGUUUUAAAUGUUGUUUAUGAUGGUUGAGAGAUAUAUAGAAUUGAGAGGAGAUCAAAAAUAUAUUAAGAAUCAAGAAAAAGCAGUGUAUAAGAACAAAUACAAAACUUAGUUUGUUUAAGAGUAUGUAUUACAAGUAGUGAUUCUAACAUUGGUAUUCUGUUUUGUCUAUUGUUAUUUGUUGUAGCUUUGGAACAGAAACAUAGAUAAUUAUAAAGAAUAUGAUACCUCUAUUGUAAUAUAUUUUCUAUUGUUUUGUGCUUAUUUUUACUUAUCUGCCCUUUAACUUAGAUAUGGGUAUCGAGAAUUGAAAAUAAGAAACCAAUUUUUGUAUAUGUACAAUUCACUGAGCUAUUACUUUGCACUAACGUUCUAUUCAAUUCCAUUUUUAUAUGAUUUAAAGGUAUUGAUGGAUUGGACUUGCUUAUACACAUCACUUGAUAUUUAUUAAUGGUUUACUCUCGAGGAUAUCCAUAGGUAAUUGUAUUUUACAAAAAUAAAUUCCUAAAAGAUAAUGAAAAGACAAUUAGGAUUAGAAAUAUCAAAGAUAAGCAAAAUCAUUUUCUUUUUCUUUGUUAUUUUUAUCUUAAUUUGCAUUUUUGGUCCCCUAAUUUUGUUCUCUGCACUUAAUCCUGCUGCUUAAGACAAUCCAAUUGUAAGUGGAACCUUCACUAUUAAUUUAGUAAAUGUUGACACUAACUUAAACGUUGAGCUCUAUCAAUCCAGUCAAUUAUUUGGAUUAGAUUUGCCAAUUAUAAGAGAUAGAUCGGAAAUUAAAGCUCUAACCAAACAGGAUAUAACUAAAUAAUAAAUAGAUAAUGCAGGGGGAAUCUAAAGAUUUUAAUUAUCAGACUUUUCGAAUUAAAAAUGGCAAGUCUCACUUCCACUGUAUAAUUAAUUGAUAAGAGAAUUGGAUCAAACCUUAUCUUAUGAGGAGAACUACAAUUUCAUGUUUAAUGUAACUUUUAUAUUUCGUAGAAGAUUCUAAUUUAACUUCCCCACAUUAUAUAAAUUUUCAUAUCCUUACAAUCCUUUGAUAAAUGGAGUCAAUGGCACAGUAGGUUUGGGAAGGGAUGUAUUGAAAUAUGUCAAGUAGGCUGCCAAGAGUUGUGAUAACUCAGGAAUCUUGUUACCUAAUUUCUACAUUGAAGCCCUCAGGAUAUAUCAAAGUUCUCAAACAAGUUACAACACUACUCCACUAUAUAAAAGUAAUCUUCAAACAGCCUAGAAUGUAUUCCUUAACAUUAAUUGUUCUUAUGGGAAUAAAAAUCCUCUUUAAGGAGUGUCUAAUUGGGAAUUUCAGUAUGCUGGAAAUAGCAGUUUAUUGUCAAAUUAAUCAAAUAUUACUUUGGCUGAUGGAUUAUUGUAUUUUGUAGUUUGUGAUAAAUUCUCAGUCUUAACAAAUGGAUUAAGUGUUAUCACAAUUUACACUACCAUAAUUCUUCUCAUUGCAAAAUGCAUCAGAAGCACAUUCUCCUCUCAAGUAUUUAUGUUAGAUUUUACAUAAAUGGUUUAGCCAGAUGACUUAUUGUCUAUAUGUUAGGCUGUAUCUGUAGCAAGAUAGCUUGAAAAUUAUGGAAAAGAAAAUUUAUUGUAUUUUGAAUUGAUAGAUAUUUUACGCUCUCCAGAAUUAGUGAAGGCGAUGACAGGCGCAUGGUCGGAGAAGUUUGAAUCCUAACAAAGUUAGUAAAAAGAAAUUAAAGCAGCGGAAUUGUAGAAUCAGGAAUAAUUAAAAGAAGAAUCAAAAAAAUUAAAAUUAGACUGA
Messenger RNA from Paramecium tetraurelia, 8298 nucleotides. RefSeq lists its product as uncharacterized. NCBI's taxonomy places the organism in Eukaryota, Ciliophora, Oligohymenophorea, Peniculida, Parameciidae. Gene Ontology annotation, molecular function: monoatomic cation channel activity; mechanosensitive monoatomic ion channel activity. The record is from RefSeq and is a predicted model, not a curated record. The transcript has 7 exons. Gene Ontology annotation, cellular component: membrane. Gene Ontology annotation, biological process: regulation of membrane potential; detection of mechanical stimulus; cellular response to mechanical stimulus.